This is a messenger RNA of Drosophila biarmipes, 2272 nucleotides long. It is a transcript of the gene Tif-IA, whose product is annotated as RNA polymerase I-specific transcription initiation factor RRN3. NCBI's taxonomy places the organism in Eukaryota, Metazoa, Arthropoda, Insecta, Diptera, Drosophilidae. The record is from RefSeq and is a predicted model, not a curated record. Gene Ontology annotation, molecular function: RNA polymerase I general transcription initiation factor activity; RNA polymerase I core binding. Gene Ontology annotation, cellular component: nucleus. Bases 247 to 2094 code for a protein of 615 amino acids. The transcript has 7 exons. Gene Ontology annotation, biological process: transcription initiation at RNA polymerase I promoter.
AGGAAACUUAUUUGACGAACAUGCGGUUUCGCUUUUUGCAGUACAAAAAAUAAUAAUAAAAAUAUUACCUUACCUGCGGGUCGUGGUCACACAACAACGUCAUUUGCUUUUAAUAAAAUCUAUAUUUUUGACCGAAUAUUCUGUGAUUAAACUAAAAAGAUUCAAUAGACUAUUAGGCAUUACAGUGAAUCUGCGCUACAGAAAAUUUUUUUGUAGCUCUUCAUUGAGACAUUCAGUUUUGUGACUAUGGACGACACUAUGUCCUUACACACAAGCAAGACGGGUUUGACUUCCUUUUUUAAGAAGUUUUCUAGUGAGGAACGCUAUCGAGCCACAGCAGUGGCAGUCAAUAAAGUUCGUUUUUCCAGUCCAAAAGAAAGGGGACUUGCAGAAUCUGUUCGCGUUGCCCUAGAAGAAGGGAAUUUCCACCUGCUUAAGGAGUUCACAAAUUUUCUCCGUCAAGCAGAACUCAAUUCAGAAGUUUGCAACGCAUUGAAGGAUGACGAUUUUUUGGUGAUUGUAAAGGAUGCUAAAAAAAUUGUGUACAGCCUGACUCCAGAUUUUGUUCAUGUUAUAGAGUGUUUGCUCUCCCUGAACUGGAAACAAAGGAAUUCCGAAAUAAUCCAAGUUUAUACCGAAUUUUAUAUAGAUAUAAUGGUUACCCACAAUAGAUAUUUACCUAUGGGAAUAUCUAAAUUAAUUGUACACUGGAUUCCUGACGAUUUAGAUGAAUCAGACUGGCUCAAUGGAUGUCCUUCAGAAAGUACGAGACUUGUAUUAAAACCCAUCCAUGAAGUACUGAAUCGCAUUUUAACUGCAGUUCCAAUGGCAUUUGAUUUAGUCAUUGAUGCCAUAUCCGCUAAGUUUCCGUAUUUUAAAAAACCAGCCCAUGUAACGGCUGGUUAUCUGUUUAACGUGCUCUGGAUAAUCGAGUACAAGCCGAUGUUUGAGGAACUAAUUUUGCAGUUGGUUCUGCAGAAACUUGUAGUACUAGAUGUUAAUGCUCCGCGAGAUGAAAUUGGCUCGGAAUCAGAUGAUGAGGAUGACAAAAUGAAGGCAGCUCCCUUGUUUCAAAAAGACGAUUUAUCCGCCGACUCCUUGGCUCCGACUGCAAAUACUGUUAAGCAUCCCGUUGGCAAAACCUUGGAUAUAAGUCUCCUCAUGCUUUAUAGGUUUUUUGACAGUAAAUGUCGCAUCCACCAAAACAGUAACGACCAACAGCGCUGGACUGCAAAUCGUUUAUUUAAAAUGUUACUUCAUAUAUUCGACGAAGUUCUGUUACCCAGUCACAAUACUCAUCAUGUGCAAUUCGUCUUAUUUUAUGUAACUAGUAUUCGAUUUGCAUAUUCGGAGUCUUUUCUUGAUUUGCUUUGGAAGAAGGUUCAAAAUCCCAAUAUAUCGGCCAUUAUUCGACAUACUGCGGUAGGAUACAUGGCAAGUUUUUUAUCUCGCGCCAGGUUUUUGCCACUUAGAAUUGUAAUAUACUAUUUAAAAGAGUUAAGCAAAUGGGCUCAUAACUACAUUGACGACUCGGGUGAAUAUAACCAGAAUUGCUCUUUGAAGGCUCACUUGGUUUUUUACUCUGUCUGCCAAGCUGUGUUCUACUUGAUUGCGUUUCGUGCCAGAGAUUUGACUGCUAAUUCAAAAGGAUUACUCUUUCUUCAAUCUCUUCAACUAUCCCGCCUCGCUAUGUGUCAUUUAAAUCCUCUGCGAUACUGUCUAGCCCCAGUGGCUACAGCAUUUGCCGGUUUUACGAGAACUUACCAGCUUGCCUAUUGUCAUACUGUUUUGGAGCGCAACGCUCGGCGUAAACUAGCCACUGUAUACGGCCACGACAAAUGUAUGCCCGAGGAGACGCUCGAAUCUUUCUUCCCAUUUGAUCCUUAUUUGUUAAAGCUAUCGAACAAGUAUAUUAAGGCCAAUUAUAUGGAAUACCAGUGUAACGAUAAGGAUGACUAUAUGGAUAGCUCUAUCGACGAGCACCUUUCUAGAAAACGUGCUGCUUCUGAAAUACUAGAGGAAGACGAUUUUAUUCUAGCCGACAAACGCCAAAAUCAUUUGGAACUUUCUAAAUGCCAACAGCUUGACAAAUAAUUUAAUUUUUCAUCUUUCACCGGGCUGAACGUAUAAGUCAUGCUUAUUUAAGAACCGGAUUUUGUUAUUAAACAAAAUUUUCACUUACUAUAAAGAAUAUAUAUGAAAUUGUAACAAAAUAAGGUUGUGCUUUUUGAUAGCGAUAAAAUAUAAGAAACGUUCGAUAAUUAAUUGAAAA